AAGUAGAAAGGAGAAACAAAGUCCUUCUUUCUACUAACACAACAAGAAGAAAAAGGUGGAAAAACACACACACACACUAACAAACAAAGAGAAAAAUGGAAUGGAAAAAGUGUUAUUUGGAUGUGAUAUUAGUUCCAUUAGGGUUUAUGAUAAGCUUGACAUAUCAUAUUUGGUUAUGGCAUAAGGUUAAAACACAACCACUUUCUACUAUUAUUGGAACCAAUGCUAAUGGAAGGCGUUUAUGGGUUUCUGCUAUUAUCAAGGAUAAUGAGAAGAAAAACAUAUUGGCUGUUCAAACAUUUAGAAACACAAUAAUGGGAUCAACCCUAAUGGCAACAACUUCAAUUCUUUUAUGUUCUGGGCUUGCUGCUGUUAUAAGUAGCACUUAUAGUGUGAAAAAGCCGUUAAACGACGCCGUUUAUGGUGGUCAUGGUGAAUUUAUGGUUGCACUAAAAUAUGUUACACUUUUAUUAAUUUUUCUCUUCUCAUUUGUUUGUUAUUCUAUAUCAAUUAGGUUUAUCAACCAAGUGAAUUUUCUCAUCAAUUGUCCACAACAAGAUCAUAAUGAUUUGGGAAUAUUCAUCUUGAGUAUUGACUACAUUUGUGAGUUACUUGAAAAAGCAUUUAUAUUAAAUGCUGUGGCUAAUAGGUUGUUCUAUGCUGCAUUAACACUUGUACUUUGGAUAUUUGGUCCUGUAUUGGUUUUUUUGAGUUCUAUUAGUCUUGUUACUGUGCUUUAUAAUCUUGAUUUUGUGAUAUCUAAUGAUGAUCACAAGGGGAAAAUGAUGAAGAAUAACAUUCAUCACAAUGGAAAGGGAAAUGGUGAUGAUGAUUAUGUAAUAUCUCAUGUUUAA
Solanum stenotomum is the source of this 854-nucleotide messenger RNA. RefSeq lists its product as uncharacterized. Bases 96 to 854 code for a protein of 252 amino acids. NCBI's taxonomy places the organism in Eukaryota, Viridiplantae, Streptophyta, Magnoliopsida, Solanales, Solanaceae. The record is from RefSeq and is a predicted model, not a curated record. The transcript is spliced from 2 exons.